AUGGCACCCUUCUCUUUUACCAAACUUUCACUAUUAGCUUUUGUACUUUACAUGUGGCAACAUCCCAACUAUCACGAAGAUGAUUUUUCAAGACAGGGUGUGAGUACUUUAUUACAAGUACAUAAUAAAGUAGGUAGAAAUUUAGCAAGCAAAGAAGAAAAAAAAGAAGAAAAAAAAGAAGAAAAGAAAGAAGAAAAGAAAGAAGAAAAAAAAGAAGAAAAGAAAAAAACAAAUAAAACAUUAUUAGGGAAAAAAGGGAAAAAGGAAUAUAAGGAUGGUAGAUCCACAUUUGUAGGAGCUAGAGAUAUUAACAAAGAGAAGAGUGAAAUGGAUAGUUAUCGACAGAGAAAAUUAGAUUUCUGGGAACAUUUCGAACCAACAAUGACAGCAAAUUUUGAGAAGGUAUUAAAAAGGUGUUUUGCACGUAAAGCAGGAGAAGAAGACAUGGAUGAAGAUUAUUCAGUUGUACUUCCAAAGCUGGGAUGGAAUGCGGAUCCAUAUGGUGUAUUAAAGAAAACAAAGAAAGGGACGGUGCAGGAAGGAUAUAGGAAAAUGCUAGAAAACAAUUUCCGCAAUGUUCCAUACGUACAUGAUUCACAGAAUGCUCAUAAAUCAAACGAACCAUACCUAGAAAGAGAAUACGGACGCGUAGAGUUGGGCGCUGAUGCAAAAACAUGA
Plasmodium knowlesi strain H is the source of this 678-nucleotide messenger RNA. RefSeq names its product Plasmodium exported protein, unknown function. The record is from RefSeq and is a predicted model, not a curated record. The transcript is spliced from 2 exons. Lineage: Eukaryota; Apicomplexa; Aconoidasida; Haemosporida; Plasmodiidae. The annotation marks the transcript as partial.